ACCCGCGACCGGCCCCGCCAUGGCCCCCCGGCCCCUGCUGCUGCUGCUGCUGCUGCUGCUCCUCGGGGGCCCCGCCGCGCGCCCCGCGCCCCCCCGGGCCCCGCGACACUCGGACGGGACGUUCACCAGCGAGCUCAGUCGCCUGCGGGAGGGUGCCCGGCUUCAGCGGCUGCUGCAGGGCCUGGUGGGGAAGCGCAGCGAGCAGGAGGCGGAGAACAGCACAGCCUGGUCCGUGCUCGGAGCCGGCCUGCUCUGCCUGUCUGGGUCGGACACGCCCAACCUACAGGCCUGGAUGCCCCUGAGGGCCCCCUUGGACAAGGCCUGGUCUCCCUGGCUGCCCGCUGGGCCCGGGCCUGGGGUUAUGGUUUCAGAACAAGCCGGUGUCGCUGCUACAGAAGGAACCCCGAGGCCCAGAUGAGGAAGGAACCCCCUCGCCACCUGCCAGGCCUAGAGCGGAGCUGCACUUGUGUUGGGGGGCGGGUUGGGGAAAGGGGGAGUGGCGGUACUUGGCACCAAUAAAAGAGGAAUCAGACCCAGAC
Molecule: messenger RNA, 539 nt
Organism: Cebus imitator (Panamanian white-faced capuchin)
Lineage: Eukaryota; Metazoa; Chordata; Mammalia; Primates; Cebidae
Gene: SCT
Product: secretin
Exons: 4
Coding region: 20-418 (132 amino acids)
Biological process (GO): positive regulation of pancreatic juice secretion; negative regulation of gastrin-induced gastric acid secretion; brain development
Cellular component (GO): extracellular region
Molecular function (GO): hormone activity
Source: RefSeq, a predicted model, not a curated record